AUGGCAACCAAGCAUUUUCGUUCAUAUCUGGAAGGAAACAAAAUUUAUGUUCGAUCAGAUUGUAAAGCAUUAGAAUGGAUGCGAACGGCCAAAGAUGUAACAGAUCGAUUAGCUCGAUGGGCGAUGAAAUUAUCAGCUGAUCAAAUCGAAGAAAUCAAAUAUCGACCAGGAAAAUUAAAUGCAAACGCCGAUUCAUUGUCACGUAAUACAUUACCUGAUGAUAUUGUCAAUCAACACGAAGUGUCAACAAUAGAAACAGCUGUCAACCUGUGGCAGAACACAAACAUUUUGAAGGACAUAAAAGAAGAACAACAAGCCGAUCCAAAAUUAAAACAAAUAAUAAAUUUUUUAGAAACAAAACCAACAACAGAUUCUAAUGAUAAACGCAAUCCACAUAUUCUUGUGAAUGGAUUAUUAUACAAGAUAAAAAAUUCAAAUAUGCAUUACAAUCAACGAAUCAUUGGUGAGAAGCAUUUAUUGGUCAUUCCAAAAACAAUGCAAAACAAAUUGUUAGAAUGGGCUCAUGAUCACCCAACAGCUGGACAUGGUGGUCAACAAAAGACAUUAUUUAGAUUAAUAACAAGGGUAUAUUGGGAGUCAAUGAGAAAAGACGUAUUUAAUUACAUUUCUGCAUGCCAAUUAUGUCAACAAUUUAAAUACAAUAAUGCUCCGACAGCAAGUCCAAUGCAAUUACAUUCAGUGAAUGAACCAUGGCAUACAAUCGGGAUGGACAUUAUGGGUCCAUUCCCGACCACUGCAAGGCAGAAACGAUUUCUUCUCGUUAUUGUGGACUAUUUUACUCGAUGGAUCGAAUUAUUCCCAUUGAAUUCAAUUACAUCAAGCGACAUAACAAAUAUUCUCACGAAUGAAAUAUUUUCAAGAUAUGGACUACCAAAACACAUUGUAUCGGACAAUGGUCCACAAUUCAUUUCAAAUUUAUUUAAAAAUUUCUGUGAUGCAUUAGGAAUAAAACAAAAUUUAACAGCAAAUUAUCAUCCUCAAAGCAACAUGACGGAACGUGUGAACAGAACACUAAAGCCAUUAAUUGCCAUAUACGCUCAACAACAACCCACCUCAUGGGAUAAAGAAAUUCAAAAAUUAGCGUAUGCAAUACGAACAGCCGUCAACGAAACAACAGGUGAAACUCCAGCUUUCAUGAUGUUCGGACGAGAUCCGAGAGGUCCACUCGAUUUAUUGAUCGGUGAAAGAACAGAAGAAGCACGACCAACCACAAAUGAGCAUGUACAAAUUCAAGAAUACAAAAAAAAUUUAAUUAAUAAUUUACGAUAUGCAUACAACAUUGUCAAAGAACAUGCAGAAAUAGAAAAAUUAAAACAAAAAGAUAAAUACGAUCGGCAUACUACCGACAGACAAUACACCGAAGGUGAUCUGGUAUGGGUAGCUAUUCCAACAAGACAAAUUGGUGAAAAUUCAAUAGCUGGAAAAUUACAACCUCAUUAUCAAGGUCCGUGCCGCCUGAUCAAACAAUUAACACCGAGCACAUUCACAGUUCUUCGAAUCAAUGACAACGUACAACUUGGUGCAACAAACACGGAUCGUCUCAAACCAUACUUCGAACCCAUUAUAAACAACAGAAAUACAACGGCUAUCGAGAACGAUCAAACAACCAACGAAAGACAAAGAACAACAACAAACAACAAUAAUGAAGUGAUAGAUGAUGAUUUAAAUCUACAAAAUAUAAAAGAAAAGAAUCCAUCAACGUGGUAUGCACCACCACAACGUCGAGUGUCAAAUCGUCACCACAGGGUGCCGAUAAGAUACAUUGAAAAUUAA
This is a messenger RNA of Rotaria socialis, 1794 nucleotides long. Lineage: Eukaryota; Metazoa; Rotifera; Eurotatoria; Philodinida; Philodinidae. The record is from the annotation of a GenBank genome assembly.